AUGCCGAACACUGCAGCACCUCCCGCGCUGCUGCCCCCUCCCUCCAAUCAGGGUCCCGUUGGUCCUGAGAAAGAACUGAGCCCGGGAGAGUACUCGUCCGGAAUUGACUCGGAUAACGAGCUUCUUGGCCCCAAUGGCUCGCGAGCUUUGAAACGGAAGCGACCCCUCACCGUCUCAUGUGAACUAUGCAAGCAGAGAAAGGUCAAAUGCGAUCGAGUCCAGCCCAGCUGUGGCUGGUGUACUCGCAAUGGCCAGAUGUGCGAGUACAAGGAGAGAAAGAAGCCUGGUCUGCGAGCUGGCUAUGGAAAGGAGCUAGAGCAGCGGCUUGACAGAUUGGAGGAAAUCAUCCAGUCGCAAGCCCGUCUCAUUGAGAUGCAUGUCCUACAGAGCCAGUCCUCAAUGGGACAUGAGAUGGUCCCGGCUGGCUCACUAUCUUAUAGCUCCCCAUCGGAACCCUCGGCUGUCCACGGCCCUAGUCCCCGCACCGCACUUUACUUCAACGAUCCUGCUUCCUCGGUGACCCUACCCUCUCGUCGAGCAGAUGUUUCGAUUACCAGCCCGUCGGAUACCUCGGUGAAGAACUUGGUUCAAAACAGCCUUCAAAAUGGAGGAUCAGCACCUUCGAUGAGCUCGUUGCCGUCUGCCCCCAACGCACAAACCAAUAACGACUAUACUGGGAAUGAAUCCUCAUUGACAGUCCCCGUCAACCUCUUCGGCAACCAAGAGCAGUCAUUGGCAGAUCCUGACUUGGAUCUUCCACCAUACGAUCUGCUGUAUGCGUUGGUUGAUCUCUAUUUUGAGCACAUCAACUCCUGGUGCCCGAUUCUUCACCGCAGGUCAACAUUGGAUACUUUCUUCGGCCCGUCCCCACUGGAGGAGGCAGAUCGGAUGGUUUUGUAUGCCAUCGUGGCAACAACACUGCGCUUUUCGUCCGAUCCCCGACUCAACGAUCAGAACCGAAAGCGUUAUCAUGACUCUUCCAAGCAGAAGGUCCUUCUCUAUGGUUUGGAGAAUUCAUCUGUGAAAGCUUUGCAAGCCCUCGUUAUACUUGCGAUAGACUUGGUUGGAUCAUCUAACGGUCCUCCGGGUUGGAAGCUGCUCGCUCUGAUCACACGAUCCGUGGUCCAGCUAGGGUUGGCCGUAGAGUCCAAGUCAUCUCUCAUUGCUCCAGUGUACCCCUCCAUCUAUACAUUGAGAGCAGUGACACUCUCAGAGCCUGACUCCUGGAUCGAGGACGAGAGCCGACGGCGUUUGUUCUGGAUGGUUUACUUGUUGGACCGGUAUUCAACGAUCGCCACUGCUUUCAACUUUGCACUGGACGAUAAGGACAUCGACCGCAAGCUUCCCUGCAAGGAAGAGUUUUUCAUGAAAAAUCAGCCCGUUGAGACGAGACGAUUCCACUGCUCCAGUGAUCGUGCCGACUAUCUCAGCCACGCAGAGAAUAUUGGGUCUUUCGGACUUUACAUGGAGAUUCUCGGUAUUCUGUCACGCAUCCAUCUGUUUUUGAAGCGGCCUGUGGAUAUCGGUUCGCUUUCCGACGUCGAGGAGUGGCAGGCAACCUACCGCAAGCUGGAUAGUGAGCUCACGUCAUGGGAGUUUAACCUGCCUGUUGAGUAUGCGUACGAGAACUCGUCGAGGCUCUUUGCCGCAGGAAAACAGAGCCGAUCUGUCCAUAGCGACUGGGUUCAACUCCAUGCUACCUAUCAAACAGCUGUGAUCCGCUUACAUUCAUCUGCCGCGUACCCAACAACCCGUUCGCCCAUCUUCACCCCCCUCAUACAGCGCCAGCCAACGGUGCCUCUUAGCAGUCGACAACAUCCUAUCAGACCCCCCUUCGCAUUCACCCUCUGGGUCUCAGCCCGCCUCCUGCUCGUCCACGGCUCAACAAUCGCCCACACAGUCAGCCAUGACAUCCUCUUCUUCGUCGACACCCUCGCCCACCUGGGACAAUACUGGAAAGUCGCCGAACGCUACAGCAACAUCCUCCAACGCGUCCUAGACGAAUACGGCGAAUACCAACAAUCCGCCGCCACAGACGGCGAACGCUCAACACCCUCCACCGUCAAAAUCCUAGCCGACAUGCGCCGCUGUGCAUUCGACCUCGACUUCCUGAUCUCUCGUCAACCCCGCGAGUCCCCCUCCAGCAUGAGUAAUGGUGGAACCGAGGCCCCGCGUCCUCAAACCUCUGCUGUCACCCCGCGGAACCUGGCGCCCAAUGAAUUGGAGUACCUGGAUGUCUUUGGAUUCUUUAAUGUACCGCGUGUCCCGCCAGCUCGUGCACCGGAUCCGAAUUCGACUAAUCCUGCUGGCCAUUUGGAUAUGUCCGAGUCUGUGCCGAAUCCUAUGUCUAUUCAUGGACUUACGGGUACUGGGCCCGUUGUUGAUGGGAAUGGCUCGGCGAAUACGAAUGAGUUUAAUAUCACCAAUUAUCUGAUUCCCACGCCGGAGACGGAUUGGUUGUUCCGGCCGGGUGGAUGA
Messenger RNA from Penicillium cataractarum, 2478 nucleotides. Its product is annotated as putative C6 transcription factor. The coding region runs from base 1 to 2478 and encodes 825 amino acids. The record is from RefSeq and is a predicted model, not a curated record. Gene Ontology annotation, molecular function: zinc ion binding; DNA-binding transcription factor activity, RNA polymerase II-specific; DNA binding. The transcript is spliced from 6 exons. Gene Ontology annotation, biological process: regulation of DNA-templated transcription; DNA-templated transcription. NCBI's taxonomy places the organism in Eukaryota, Fungi, Ascomycota, Eurotiomycetes, Eurotiales, Aspergillaceae. Gene Ontology annotation, cellular component: nucleus.